Molecule: messenger RNA, 639 nt
Organism: Lathyrus sativus (Indian pea)
Lineage: Eukaryota; Viridiplantae; Streptophyta; Magnoliopsida; Fabales; Fabaceae
Source: the annotation of a GenBank genome assembly
AUGGGUUUAGCUUCUCAGAACCUCUUGUUCUGCCUUUUUUAUGUAAACCAUGUUCCUAAGAAAGAGGCUGAUUAUAAUAUUGUUUCUUUCUGCCGGGGUAACAAUAAAGUCUUUCGCGCUUACAUGCAUAGUUGGAAAAAGUUCAAGACUGACUACUUCUUGGCCACUCUUAUUUCUUCUCUCGCCCAUGCGAAAUUUUUUAUUUAUUUGACCCCUUCUUCGGAGCCAGCAGUGUAUGCAAAUCAGAGGAGACGACUCUGGUCCCCGAACCACUUCUUAAAUGAGGUUAAUUGUUACUAUAUCUCAUAUGAUGCCCUUACUGAUGUGGAGACGACCAUGAAGACGACUUUUCUUUCCUUUUCUACUGCUGAGAUACAUUGUCGGGAUACCAAUGAUGUAAAAUAUGUUAAGCAUAGGAAGGAACUCUUUGAUGCACUCAAAAGGAAGAAGACCUCUACUGCUCGCACCGUGCCUGUGCAAGAUACUGAAGGCCCUUCCUCUACAAAAGGAAUCCUCGUGACUGCAGCGACACCCUCAAAAGGCCGAAUCAAGAAGAACCAUGAUAAAGCUUCUUUGGUUGGGGCUAAGAAGGACCAUGGUAAGGCGACCAUCAGGGGGAGUCCCGCUAAAAGCAAUUGA